AUGGUGCCCGUCAACUUCCAGCCAGGCCAGGGCUGCAACGGCAUCGGCUCUACGCUGGGUCUCAACAAUCCGCAGAGUUCCCAGUUCUUGGCCAGCCCCGAGGCGAAUAUCUCCAUUGAGGCCAGUGACACUUGCAACGGGAUCUCUAUCUCAGGAAAACUGAAAGUGGUCCUCCACAACCAUUCUCUAUGGCUCAAGUUUUACGGACAGCAGACAGAAAUGAUUCUUAACAAGCCAGGCAGGCGGAUGUUUCCCUUCCUGGUUUACAAAAUCCAUGGGAUGAACCCCGUUGCUCAUUACCGAGUAUUUCUGGAAAUAGUACCGGUUGAUGAAUACCACUGGAGAUUUCAGGAUGGCAGAUGGUCUCAGUGUGAAAAAACGGAGAACAACAUGCCAGGGAAUCUGCUGUAUGUCCACCCAGACUCCCCCAACACAGGAGCACACUGGAUGAAUAAAGAGAUCAAAUUUGAAAAACUCAAGAUGACUAACAACAAGGAAGCUACUAAUAGUGAGAACAAGAUGAUAUUAUUGCAGUCCUUCCACAAAUACCAACCGAGGCUUGGUAUUGAAGAGGUGAGGUAUGGAAAACAUGAAACAACUUCUUCCUCUUUCACCCACAGCUUCACUUUCCCAGAAACAGAAUUCAUUGCUGUAACUGCAUAUCAAAAUGCUAAGCUCUCCCAACUCAAAAUUAAGUACAAUCCCUUUGCCAGAGGCUUUAGAGAAAGCUACCAUAGUGAAGAAAGUGUGACUAAGUGCCACUCAACAGCAAACUCUACUGCCAUGACCACAACCUCCCCUGAAACAGUUUCUGGUGGCUCCUCACUGGAGCUGGGAGAGGGUUCUUGUCAAGCCAAGGAAAGAGCACCACUGAGUCCUGGGCUUUUGGGCCAGGCUUCUCAGCCCCUCCAGCAGGGCUGUACUUAUGACUCCACUCGCAGCAGCAGCAACCUUCUGUCCUUGGGCAUUGGUGGCAUGGAGCAUGGCUUUCUGCCCUUCACUUCUCCACCCACCACCCACCACAACCCCAGAGAGGAUGUUGUGGUCCCUCAAGGGGACUGGUGCCCUUCUUCCUCAUCUAACUUUACCAAGAACAGUCGAGGAUGGCUCCAGUCUGUACCCUCGGUGUCCAUGGACACUGUCACUAGGGCUGAGGAAGAGAUGCAACUUGAAGGAGAGCCCUGGACCUAUGCCCUGACAUCACAUUCUAAUGACUCUGGACUGGGUGAAGAAGUGUCAAAGAAGAGAGCUUUGUCUCCUGAUGAUUCAAGGGAUGAAAUGUGCCCAGGAUGGAAACACGGACAACAACAGGCCAGGCACCUGACAUCUUUAGAAUUCUGUGCCACUAUGAUCUCCACUGAAAAUGCUUCUAGUGGUUAUACAGUAGGCCCAGGAGAAGGCACUUGUGAAAUUGUGGAUGAGAUGUCCCUGACUCCUGGGUUCCUUCCCCAGCUCUCCAAGAAGCCUAUGGACUAUGCCUGUGACUCUGUUCAUAGUAGCAACAACCUCCAGUCUUUGGGCAUGAAUGGCAUGAAUCCUGGACUUAGCACCUCCAUUUGUUCACCAACCGUGCCCUUUGGCCAAAGACAGGAUGUUAUGGACCCUGCAGGGGACUGUCCCACUUUCUCCUCAGCUGACUCCAACAUGAACAAUGGCAGCUGGCUACACUCAGUACCCCCAGUGCCCAUGUACCCUCUCGUGGGAACUCAGAAAGAGGUGGAUCCUGAUGAGGAACUACUGACCUAUGCCUCUACAUUACAAUCUCUUGACCCAGGAUGCCAGGUCCGAGACUUCUGCUCCUGGAGUAGUGUCCUGGUCAUUGAGCCGGGAAGGAAGGAUCGAAACCCACCAGCAUUGCUUCAGAGAAGGUCUUCUGAUCGCUCUUGCGGCUAG
Messenger RNA from Phascolarctos cinereus (koala), 1893 nucleotides. Its product is annotated as T-box transcription factor TBX21-like. The record is from RefSeq and is a predicted model, not a curated record. Gene Ontology annotation, cellular component: nucleus; chromatin. Gene Ontology annotation, molecular function: RNA polymerase II cis-regulatory region sequence-specific DNA binding; DNA-binding transcription factor activity, RNA polymerase II-specific. Gene Ontology annotation, biological process: positive regulation of DNA-templated transcription; regulation of transcription by RNA polymerase II; cell fate specification. NCBI's taxonomy places the organism in Eukaryota, Metazoa, Chordata, Mammalia, Diprotodontia, Phascolarctidae.